Molecule: messenger RNA, 5092 nt
Organism: Xyrauchen texanus (razorback sucker)
Lineage: Eukaryota; Metazoa; Chordata; Actinopteri; Cypriniformes; Catostomidae
Gene: acap3b
Product: ArfGAP with coiled-coil, ankyrin repeat and PH domains 3b
Exons: 24
Coding region: 139-2646 (835 amino acids)
Cellular component (GO): cytoplasm
Molecular function (GO): protein binding; GTPase activator activity
Source: RefSeq, a predicted model, not a curated record
GCCACAUUGAUCUGGAAGUGUCAGAGUGUCACUGUUUUACCGGGGAAAGGGGACUCUCAUAUUUUACAUUUAGUCGCACGACAGCCGUCGUCAAUGGUAUUCUAAAUGUUUUAACUGAAAGACGGGAUAUCUGCGAAAAUGACGGUGGAUUUUGAGGAAUGUAUUAAGGAUUCACCCCGAUUCAGGGCAAACAUUGAUGAAGUUGAGACUGAUGUUGUGGAAAUAGAAGCAAAGCUAGAUAAGUUGGUGAAGCUAUGCAGUGGUAUGAUCGAAGCGGGUCGUGCGUAUGUCAGUGCCAACAAGCUGUUUGUCAAUGGCAUUCGAGACUUAUCUCACCACUGCAAAAAAGAGGAGAUGAUCUCAGAAUGUCUUGAAAAGUGUGGAGAGAGCCUUCAGGAAAUCGUCAACUAUCACAUGAUCCUGUUUGACCAGGCCCAGAGGUCCAUAAAGCAACAGUUGCACAAUUUUGUAAAGGAAGAUGUUCGAAAGGUCAAAGAGACAAAGAAGCAGUUUGAUAAGGUGCGGGAGGAUAUGGAGAUCGCCCAGGUGAAGAACGCACAAGCUCCUCGCAACAAACCGCAUGAGGUGGAGGAGGCCACAAGCACUCUCAUCACAACCCGGAAGUGCUUCCGACACCUCGCCCUGGACUAUGUGUUACAGAUCAAUGUUCUUCAAGCCAAAAAGAAAUUUGAAAUUCUGGACUCUAUGCUGUCGUUCAUGCAGGCUCAGUACAGUCUCUUCCAGCAGGGCUUCAAUCUCUUGGAUGAGAUUGACCCUUACAUGAAGAAGCUGGCUGCUGAGUUGGAUCAGCUGGUCAUAGAUUCUGCAAUGGAGAAGAGAGAGAUGGAGCACAAACAUGCCACCAUACAACAGAGGACUUUGAUGCAGGAUUUUGCUUACGAUGAAUCCAAAGUGGAAUUUAAUGUGGAUGCUCCUAAUGGUGUGGUGAUGGAGGGAUACCUGUUUAAGAGGGCGAGCAAUGCUUUCAAGACAUGGAACAGGCGAUGGUUUUCAAUACAGAACAGUCAACUUGUCUAUCAGAAGAGGCUAAAAGAUGUCUUGACUGUGGUUGUAGAAGACCUAAGGCUUUGCUCUGUAAAACCAUGUGAGGACAUUGAGAGGAGGUUCUGUUUUGAAGUGGUUUCCCCUACAAAGAGCUGUAUGCUACAGGCUGAAUCUGAGAAACUCCGUCAAGCUUGGAUCCAGGCGGUUCAGGCGAGCAUCGCUUCUGCCUAUAGAGAGAUUUCUGAAAACUAUUACAUAGAGCGUUUAGAUAGGACAGCAUCUCCCUCCACGAGCAGUAUAGACUCCGCCAACGAGCCAAGGGAGCGUUUUAUUAGGGGAGAGAGUAUUCUACAGCGGGUCCAGUCUCUUCCCGGAAACGAGAUCUGUUGUGACUGCAGUCAGGCUGACCCGCGCUGGGCCAGCAUCAACUUGGGCAUUCUGCUCUGUAUCGAGUGCUCUGGCAUUCACAGGAGUUUAGGCGUCCACUGCUCGAAGGUUCGGUCUUUAACUCUUGAUACAUGGGAACCAGAGCUUAUGAAGUUAAUGUGUGAGCUUGGCAACACAGUAAUCAACCAGAUUUAUGAAGGCUCAUGUGAAGAACAGGGACUUAAGAAACCUGGUCCCAACAGCUCAAGGCAAGAGAAAGAAGCGUGGAUCAAAGCAAAAUAUGUGGAGAGGAAGUUUCUGAAGAAGAUGUGUGGUUCAGAGGCCUUGGUGGAGGGCAGCAGAAAAUUACAUCACUGGAACGUGAAAAAGUGCAGGAGGUACAACAGCUCCGUCAGAGAAAUCAGAGAAGCUCCUAAAACACGGCGGAGAUACAGACACGACACUGGCAUUGUGUCGCCUGGAAAACUUUCUGCUGCUGCUGCAGCCGCAAAGUUUAGAAGAGAAUCUUUAUUCUGUCCAGAUGAACUUGAUUCCCUCUUCUCUUACUUUGACACAGGCUCAGGGCCUCAUAGUCUCAGCAGUGACAGUGGGCUUGGCGGCAGUACUGAUGGCAGCACGGACAUCCUGGUAUUCGGCUCAGUGGUGGACAGUGUCACUGAGGAGGAGUGUGAAGACUCUGAUGAGUCCAGUGGGGAGGUUGAUAUCGAGCAGGAAGCUUCAGAUCCAGAGGACUUGCGAGAGCUUGACCCAAGCACACUGCUCCAUAAAGCGUCACGGGCCAGGAACCUGCCAGUCAUGGCUGAGGCACUCGCACAUGGUGCAGAUGUCAACUCUGUAAAUGAUGAGGAAGAAAGAAAGAGUCCAUUAAUACAGGCCAUCUUAGGGGGUUCUCUGAUAGCUUGUGAGUUCCUGCUGCAGAAUGGAGCAGAUGUGAAUCAGAGGGAUGUGCGAGGACGGGGGCCCCUCCACCACGCCACAUGUCUGAGUCACACAGGGCAGGUGUGUUUGUUCCUAAAGCGUGGAGCUUCUCAAUUGGAGAUCGAUGAAGACGGGCAGGACCCUCUCAGUAUCGCCGUCCAGACAGCCAACGCAGACAUAGUCACACUAUUGCGGUUAGCUCGGAUGAAUGAAGAGAUGCGGGAAGCAGACGGUCCCUUCGGACAGCCAGGUCAAUAUCCCAGCCGCAGUCCCACAGAGCAACAGUACAAAAAGUGUAUUCAGGAGUUUAUCUGCCUCACCAUUGAUGAAUGCUAGGGGGUGCUCUUGAGCAGUGACAGACUAUGGGAAAAGGACAUUUUAAGUGUGUAGCUUUAGUAAGGAACAAGUGAAAUGUUCAACCUCCUCCCUCCUGACCAGUCACCUGACCAGUUAAUUUACAUGUUGUGUUCGUAUGUAUGUGGUUAACACAAAAUAAUGAAAUUAAACCGCUAAUUGCAGUAUGUGACAGGUAGAGCUGUAUUGAAUUCAUGUGCAUCAUGCCAACGUGACAUUAAUUGUAAUAUAAUAAUGAAUUUAAUGAACUGAUUAACGGGCCAGCUUCAUCUCAUUAGACUGAUCUAAAGUUCGUUUCAUAUGAAUUAGAAUUUAUUUGUGAUUCAGAACGGGUUUUCCUAUUGUUAAUGAGUCAACAUGUUCAAAAUAUGACUAUGCGCACUUUUCCUACCGACAGUAUUUGUUUUUUUGUUUGUUAUUCUGCCUCAUGUUAAUAUUUAAUGUUUGUUGUGCUUUUAUUUAUGUUCCGUCCUGAGGAUUAGUGCAAUGAUAACUGGAAUACAAAAAAAGAAAAUUGGCAUUUCUGUAAAUUUUUCUUAUUCAGUAAGCUACUAAAGGCAUUUCCAUUUGUCUAAUUACACUUUUGUCAUCUUUUGCUUUUGAAAAAACUUCAAGACUCAACUGAGCCAGCUGUAGGCCUACUCAUCAGUCGCCCUCAUACACUAAAGCAACGGGUGUUUUUCGACCCCUUCUAAUGUUUUAGAGAGAUGCCAUCUAUUCAAAAUUAUUUAUAGAACCUAUUCAAAUGGUCUGUUUUAUAUAUAUUUACUUGUAUUGCCAAGCUCCCAAAUGACUGUAACGUGAUUUUAAAAGAAAACCGCUCAUCUAGAGCAGUCCGUCUGUAGAAGCAGUCCGUAUUUGCAUGCUUUUACUCGCUCGCAUACUGUAUUAGCAAGCACGGUAUCAUAUUUUAGCCACCUGAUUCUGUGAUUAUGUGAAAAUGCAUGACUGCAGAUGACAUCUGCUUUGUGUUUUCCUCUUCUUUUUUUUCCACCACAUUUAAUGCAGAUGAUCCCAGUUUUAAGACUAUGUCAGCUUGAAGUUUCAACCACAGGCACUCGUUGGUCAGAAGUGGGGGUGUGGUUUAAUGUGUCACUCACUAGGUGAUCAGUACAGUGUCGGCUUAUGAACAGAUGUUUGCCUUUAAGUGGGUAUAAAGCAGGGGUGGGGAAUGUCAGGCCUCAGGGGCGUAUGAGGCCCGCAAGACCAUUUUACCCAGCCCGCGAGGCCAUUUGAGAAAUAAUUUGAAAAACAAAAAAUGGCCUCGAUUCAAUUAACCUGAAAAACAAUUCCAUUCAUAUUAUGUUUAUAAAUAAUUGUAAAUGAUAACAACACAAAAUAUUGUAUAAUAGACAGACCUUUUAGUCUUUUGGUGUGUGAGCACGUACAUUCAUUUCAACCCACAAUCAGAAAUUGCAAGCAAUUGUAUGACCCAUGAAUCAUUUUGUAAAGACUCAAAUGGCCCUUAAUGGAAAAAAGGUUCCCCACCCCUGGUAUAAAGAAAAGAACAUCUUACAGACAUUUUUUUUUCUUCGUCUUAAUUGAAAGAAGAAGAAAAAACAAUGAAAACAUUUGUUUGGAGGAUGGAAAACAUUUUCAGAAACCUUUGGUCCACUUAUUUUUUUUUUUUAAAUCUGAGAAUAGAGAUAGUGCAGAAAAUAGAUCAUCGCAAGUAUAGUGUUGAAGGCCUUGUAAGGGACCAGUUCAGUUGUUGUAGCUGGAUAUUUUUUAUUUUUUAAUUUUUGUCGACCUGAGAAAUAAUUUUACCUGCUGUGCUGUGAAUAUGCUUUGAACUGUUCUCGAAUGGCUUGCUCUUUCUCUUCAUUCAGCUGUGGUUCUUUCAUUCAAACCUUUAACUCAUUUUCUCUCACAACAUUCGGUACAGUCUGUUUUCACACUGUUAGGUAACGUUCCGUGUUUGAAAAAAUUAUUGUAUUGUUUGUACGGCAGAAAUCUUUAAAAAAAUAAAGAAAGAAAGAAAGAAAGGAACUUUUGUCUUUUGAAACAAUAAAACAAACCGUCUUGAGCUCAAUUCUCCUCUGCUUUUUCUAUCUUAUGACACUCUCUGCAUCAGUCUGUAAUUCCUUAAUAAAAACUAUUUAAGGAAUUAUGAAGAUUUUGCAGCCAGUGAGGUGGAGGGUUGGGUCACUAUUCUUUGUUAUGAUCUUCGUUCGGGUUGUGGUGUUGGUAAAGGGCUGGUUUAGAGGACUAGUCAGAUACAGCAGAUUCAGAUGUGGCAUUCACAAAAAUAAGUGUUUCAUUUAUGAGACCCAUAGUUGUUUGGUGACACCAACAAUGCAAUAGUUAUCUCUUCAGUGGGUUUCCAUCAAAGAUCCCCUUUGGAUGGAUGUUUCUAGAUUGGAUGUGGUUUCUGUGUUAUUAUUGUCAUCAUUUAUAUUGUGAUGAUAAAUUUGUCUUCCCAUGUAUC